Aspergillus caelatus is the source of this 1752-nucleotide messenger RNA. RefSeq lists its product as uncharacterized. The record is from RefSeq and is a predicted model, not a curated record. NCBI's taxonomy places the organism in Eukaryota, Fungi, Ascomycota, Eurotiomycetes, Eurotiales, Aspergillaceae. The coding region runs from base 1 to 1752 and encodes 583 amino acids. Gene Ontology annotation, biological process: proteolysis. The transcript is spliced from 8 exons. Gene Ontology annotation, molecular function: serine-type peptidase activity.
AUGGUAGGGAGAAAGAAAAUCUUUGGGAUCCCCGGUGAUCUGGCGUAUGAUUGUCUGCGGUCGAUGCCGUUUCGCUCAGACCUGGCCGUGAAGUUCGUAGACGACUAUGCCAAAUACCUGCAAUUUCAUAGCACGGCAUCUAUGCUGAAAGAUCCUCCAAGCAGCUAUAUCUCGACCGGGGUUGAUUUAUGGGGAGGUCAAUACGAUUUUGAUUCUGAUCUCAAAUACCUGACCUCGCGUGCUAACGAUGGCCAUCUCCAUGUUGGGCUUUGUUCUCUGGAAAUUAUGCAUUUUGAGCAUGGCGUGCCUCUAGUUUCGAUUUCACCGGAUGGGAUCCAACUUCCACGGAUAUAUACGUACUAUGAUGCCGAGAUGAAGCUUCGCGGGACGGAGGCCGCGAUUUCAUCUGUUUACCGUAUUCAAGACAUGGAUCCGGUUUACUAUCUACAGGCUAACAUCGGUGUAACUAUGGGUCUUCAUGAUCCUGAUGCUCGAUACAACCAUCUCUUCCCCUCACCUGCUGCAGCAUUUUCAGGAAUGUACACAGGAGGGCUGUGGACCAACAAUCUGGGUUCUUGGCCUGGGAAGACCAACCAAACUAUCGAAUUCAGCAAUGGGACCAGAUUAAGAGUGGAAACAACUGCAUCGUUGGCGUUAGAUCGUAGGUUGAAUUUUUCCAGUGGGCAAUCGCUCUUUCAAACUGCUUGCCUGCUGAAUCAAGAGGCUCGCGCUCCCGAUCCCCACCCAGCACUCGCGGUAGGAAAACCGCCAUACUCGAUUCCAGAAGGCGGAUCAUCGAUGUAUCCGAAGCCAAUUGUAAAUCACAAGAAGGACCUCCUCCCAACGUUCAGACUCAACGGAGAGAGUCCUGCAUCGUUGGGCCAAACCGCCGUGCAGUUCAUUGAAUGCGCCAAAAGGGAUGGGAAAGAGAAGCUCAUCAUUGACCUAUCGAACAAUAUGGGGGGCGACAUCAACCUGGGUUUUAAUCUGUUCCGAAUCCUUUUCCCAAACAAACCAAUCUACACAGCCACUCGGUUCCCUUCGACAAGACUGAUUGACCUGAUGGGUCGGAUUUUCUCGUCUUCCCAGGGGCAGGAAGUGAACAAUGAGAGCACGCUGGACUUACCUUUGAUUUUCCAGAAUGCGGUUACACCAGACCAUCGACACUCAUUCGGCAGCUGGGAGAAGUUGUUCGGUCCAGUCGAAAUCGCAAAUCAAAACAUGUCCAGCCUGCAUGCCACGUAUAACUUCACAACUGCAUCUACCGAGGACGAUCCAAUCAGUGGAUAUGGGGGCAUUGUCUUUGGACCUUCUACUCAGCCGUUCCCCGCCGAGAACAUAAUCAUCAUGACAAACGGCAUCUGUGCAUCCACCUGUACGAUUCUGGCACGAUUACUGCAGAAAUAUGGCGUAAGAACGCAGGAGAUCGCGGUGAACGCAAGCAGCGCUGGCUCUCCCAUUCUUUCUGCAGAUGAAUUGGCUUGGUUUAUACAGAUGGCACCUCCCCCGCUCACAGAAUUCCCGUUUCGGAUUGAUAGCCGUGGAGGGAGUGGGGUGAAUCUUCGCAAUGAAUACGACGAGGAUGACCCAAACACCCCGUUGCAAUUUUUCUACGAGGCGGCUGACUGUCGGCUGUUUUGGACGGCAGAGAAUUAUGUCGUUCCCCACAGCUCAUGGGUUGCCGCAGCAGAUGCGAUGUUCGGAGAUGCUUCAUGUGUGGAAGAGACAGCUGGGCAUCAUCCUAGUGUAUGA